This is a messenger RNA of Pygocentrus nattereri (red-bellied piranha), 2514 nucleotides long. RefSeq names its product suppressor of SWI4 1 homolog. The record is from RefSeq and is a predicted model, not a curated record. The transcript has 12 exons. The coding region runs from base 1 to 2286 and encodes 761 amino acids. Lineage: Eukaryota; Metazoa; Chordata; Actinopteri; Characiformes; Serrasalmidae. Gene Ontology annotation, cellular component: preribosome, large subunit precursor. Gene Ontology annotation, biological process: rRNA processing; ribosomal large subunit assembly. Gene Ontology annotation, molecular function: protein dimerization activity; rRNA binding.
AUGGAUGUUCUGUACUGCAAGAAAAGAAUUGAGUCUCUUCUUGCUUUUGUCAAAGAGAAGAGGUCAGAGGGGGCUUUCCCAGCUGUUUAUGCCAAAGCAGCAGAUCUCACAUCAGACCCACAAACUAAUGCCAUGAGAAAACUCCGUCUGUCACAACUACAGGAUCCCAAGGAGCGCUACAGAAAUCUGUACAUGGCCAUCCUAGACAAUCUCACAGAGCAGCUACCUCGGCGUUUUGCAAAUUUGGAAAGUCUGCGCUUCUUGGAAUCGGUCAAUCCAGGGAAAUUUGAUGAGAUGAGACAAGUGUUUCCAGAGGAGGCAUUUCAGAGUGUCCUGGAAAGCUUUGGCCAGUUCUUUGAUUCAGGGAGACUGAGGUCUGAACUUCAAGUCCUAUAUUCAAACCAGGACUUGCAGGGCAACAGGGGAAAGCUAUGUGAUUUCUUGCUGUUUCUGAAAGACAUGGAGUUGGACAGUGCAAUGCUUCAGGUGUACAAACUAUUGUCAUUAGUGGCAACGAUUGGAGCUACAUCUGCAGGUGUAGAGAGGAGCUUCUCCUGUUUAAAGCGGCUCAAGUCUUACACCCGCAACACCAUGGGCCAGGGCCGUUUAAGCAGCCUAGCUCUGCUGGCCAUUGAGAGAACACUAGUCAAGUCCCUGGAAAAGACGCCUUGUUGGUACAACAGGGCCACAGAUCAUUUUCUUGAAAAGGAACGGAGGACUAAGAACCAGAAGGCAGCACGUGUGACCUCUGCCUCCGUGGCCGAGGAGGAGUAUGGUACUGUGCUGCACUCCUUCGUCUUUCACCGCGGCCUGGUUGGUAAAAACAUCGACCAGCUGGUUACAGACAUGCGGUUCGAAAGGAAAAAUGUCUUAAAAGAUUUUGUGACUGCAGCGGGACCACUGGGUGUCACACACUUUCUUAUAUUCACCAAAACUGAAACCAACGUUAAUUUGAGACUGGCACGACUUCCCAAAGGGCCCACCCUUUUUUUCCACGUUACUAAGUAUUCUCUCAUCAAAGAUGUCGUUUCAUCGUUGAAGAGGCACAGGAUGCACGAGCAGCAGUUCAGUCAUCAUCCGCUGCUGGUGCUGAAUAAUUUUGCCCUAGAUGGCAUGCAUAUCAAACUAAUGGCCACCAUGUUCCAGAACAUGUUCCCCUCCAUCAACGUGCAUACGGUCAACAUCAACAACAUUAAGAGGUGUGUGCUGCUCACUUAUGACCCGGAGUCCAAAGAAAUAGACUUCCGUCAUUACAGCCUGAAGGUGGUCCCUGUAGGCAUGAGCCGAGGAGUGAAGAAACUCAUGCAGGAGAAACUCCCCAACAUGAACAAGCUGGAAGAUAUCAGCGAUCUGCUAUUACAAGGGGUGAACCUAUCCGAGAGUGAAGCUGAACAAGACGGGGAUCACAACAUCACAGAACUGCCUCAGGUUUACUCGGGCCGUGGCAACAUGAGGUCACAGCAGAGUGCUGUCCGACUAACGGAGAUUGGCCCUAGAAUGACCCUGCAGCUGGUGAAGAUCACGGAGGGCAUGGGAGACGGGAACGUGCUUUAUCAUUCCAUUCAUACAAAGACGGAAGAGGAGCUUAUGGAGAUCCUGAAGAGGAAAGAGGCUCGUCUGAAGGAGAAAGCAGAACGUAAACAGAAGCAGGAGCAAAAUAUAGCCCUAAAGAAGCAGAAACGGGAUGAAAACAAGAAAAAGAGUCUGGAAGGGAUGAAGAAGAAACGGCAGCAGGAGGGAGCAGGGUCUGAUGAUAGUGAAGUGGAGGAUCCUGGGAUGCAGGAGGACCAGGCUGCGGCUGAAGAGUCGGAGGACGAGGCGGAAUACUACAGGCAGGCCGUCGGCCAGGAACCAGAUGAAGACAUGUUCCCCACUGCAAAGAGGAAACAUGGACCAGGCAAGUCACCCAGACCCUUCAAAAAGAGGAAAACGUCCUCUUCAAAAGCCUCUGAUGAGAAACAAAGCCCCCGGCCUGCUGGUAAGCCAGCUUUCGGUGGUAAAGCCUCUGCUGGCAAAAAGUUUGGAGGGAAGAAAUUUGGCGUAGGAGGCAAAGGAUUCGGGGCUAGAAAGACGGCAGGUACUGGCAGCAAGUUUGGAAAGAGCAAAUGGGGAAAGAAGUUUGGAGAAAACAAAAGGGAUGGAUUUGGUGGGAAUAAAAAUGGGCCAAAGAAAGGCCCCAGUUCGAAGCUGAAAGGACAGAGAUCGAAAACUGGUUCUGGGUUUAAAGCGGGACCGAGAGGAGGCAAAGCAAAAAAGGACUUCAAACAAAAGAAAGCGAGGAGCUGAAUGAGCUGCUGAAAAGAGCCAGGAAUCUGCAUUUUACACCAUAUGAAAGGCACUGCAGAAUAAAUCCCCAUGUUGGAGAUGUUGCCAAAUGACUCAAAGUUUAAAAGUGUAAAGUAUGUAACAUCCUCUUUUCGGAGAGGCAGCGGAAAGACUGCUUUCUGGCAAAAGAUGUACUUUAUGCCUUGUGUUGCGUCGCAUUUAUGACAAUAAAUAAUUGGUUCUGUCAAA